Messenger RNA from Quercus robur (English oak), 441 nucleotides. RefSeq names its product putative wall-associated receptor kinase-like 16. Gene Ontology annotation, molecular function: protein serine/threonine kinase activity; ATP binding. Bases 1 to 441 code for a protein of 146 amino acids. The record is from RefSeq and is a predicted model, not a curated record. Gene Ontology annotation, cellular component: plasma membrane. The transcript has a single exon. Lineage: Eukaryota; Viridiplantae; Streptophyta; Magnoliopsida; Fagales; Fagaceae. Gene Ontology annotation, biological process: protein phosphorylation; cell surface receptor signaling pathway.
AUGGUGCAAGGAACUAUUGGAUACUUAGACCUUGAAUACUUGCACACAAGUCAAUUGAUUGAGAAAAGUGAUGUUUAUAAUUUUGGAGUGGUUCUUGUAGAGGUAUUUACAUGGAGACAGGAACUUUCAUUUGAUAAGCCGGAGGUGGAGAGAAGUUUAGUAACGUAUUUUCUCAUUUCUUGGAAAGAGAAUAGAUUGUUUAAAUUUCUUAGGAAACAUAUAGCAAAUGAAGGCUAUACGGAACAAUUGAAGGAAGUGGCAAAUUUUGCAGAGAAUUGCUUAAGAUUGAAAGGGGAGGAUAGGCCUACUAUGAAGGAAGUAGCAACUGAAUUGGAAGAUUUAAAAAGGAUGGAGAAGCAUUUGUGGGUCAAUGUUGAUUUGAACUUUGAAGGGAUUGAACACUUGCUCGCUAAGACAUAUGAUUCUGGCAAAUAUUGGUAA